AUGUAUUUUUCUGUAAGAUCGUAUUGGAGAGGCUUUUUUGCUGCUUGUUGCGGAGCUACAACAAUUCGACUCUUACGAGGAUAUAUGUCUGCUACCGAUGAUGAACAGUUGAACGUUAAUGCUUUUCAACAAACAAACUUCCCGGCUCAUGCUUUUACCGUUCAAGAGCUUCCUGUUUUUGCCUUAUUAGGACUAUUAUGCGGCUUACUAGGAUCAUUCUAUAUAAACCUAUAUAAGAGAAUAGUUCUUUUUUUGAGAAACAACUAUUAUGCUAAAAAGUUAUUCCAACGAAAUUGGUAUUUCUAUCCCAUCGUGAUUUCUGUAUCGUAUGGAAUUCUGAUGUAUCGUUAUGGUCUGGGACAGUACAUGACAGGAAGAGUGAAAUUCGGGAUGAAUUUAAAAGACUUUUUUAGCAAUUGUACUUUCACAGCUCCCCUUGAGUCGCAAGAAUACUGUGAGCGGUUGACUGACUUGAAUUGGUAUGGAUCAUCUGAUCAUGUUCUGAGCAUUUUAGGAUUGUUUAUCUCUGUUAACACUGUCUUCUCUAUUCUAUGUCUGUCGUUGCCCAUACCUUCAGGUGUUUUUGGACCCGUUUUUACCAUUGGAGCGGCAUUAGGUCGUCUAUAUGGAGAAAUGAUUUACAUAUCUAUUCCGAGAGGAUUAAUGAGUGAUAUUCAGUUUUAUCCUGGCGUCUAUGCUGUCGUAGGAUCGGCGAGUUUUUCGGCAUCUGUAACUCAUUCUGUAUCAGUCUCAAUGAUGAUUCUCGAAAUAACUGGUCAAUUGUACUUAAUUCUACCUGUUAUGAUAUCAGUAGUCAUAUCUAACGCUGUUUGUGCUUUCAUUCAGCCAUCCCUUUUUGACGUCAUCAUCAAGAUCAAACAUUUACCCUUUCUACCAGAUAUUCCUCCUAAUAGUCCUAUGGUUCAUUCUACUUAUGCUCAAGAUAUCAUGACGUCUACAGUUGUAAGUGUGACUCGCCAAACUAAAUACUCGGAACUGAAAAGGUUGUUAUUGGAGCAUAGAGAGUUCCGAAUUUUCCCUGUUAUCGAUACACAUGAAAACCAAAUUAUGAUAGGAACAGUGUCCAGGAGACUGUUACUUGAACUCCUAAAAACUCAUGUCGGGGACACAGCUCGGAAACUAGAAGCUGAACAACGGGUGCGCCAAGCUAUACAAACGAUUGAUCAACACUUUAAAAACACAAAAAGCGAAAUUAACAAAAAGCCUCCGCCUCGCACGCGAUCAGCUGUUUCUCUAAAUUCAAAGUGUUCAGCAAUAAUUCCUCGUACCCAUUCUUUUGGUGAUCAGCUGAAAAUUGAACGGAAGUUGAAUAGAUUCCUCGUAGUUCCAACCAUCACUUCAGAAGACUUUGAAAAACCAAGAACUACAUCAGAAUCAGACGAUGAAUACAUCCAAAUGGGCUCGUCUCCGAAAGUAUCACAAGAUCGACGAGGCUCUAUUGGAAGGAGAAACGCAUUCUGUAGUCUUGAAAAUGAGAAAAAAGUUUAUGGAAGAGAUGACGAUGAUGAAGUGCAUUCUAUUACUUCUCGAGUUGCUCAUUCCACCAUUCACGCUCAAGGAAAUAACUAUCAGGAUGUUGUGAAGAACUACUUCAAGCAGGCGAAAAAAUAUAUUCAGAAUAUGCACAUCGGUCAAAUAAAGAAAGACGACCGAAUGACAUUCUUAUAUGAUUUGCAGGAAGACGAGAGAAAAGAAUGGGAAGCUGAACGCUUGGAAGAAGAACUGCUUUUCGAUGAUGAUGACAUCGAUCAAGCACCUUUCCAAUUAGUAAAAAGAACGAGUAUCUACAAGAUACAUUCAAUCUUCUCAAUGCUUCAACUAUCAAAAGCUUAUGUAACGGAUUGUGGAAGACUAAUUGGAGUUGUGGCAUUAUCAGAUCUCCGACGUGAACUAGAGAAAACGCAAAUGAGAACAGAAACCAAGAGUGAGAUCGAAAGUAAACCAAAUCUAGAGCCCCAAACACAGCCUUCCGUAUACGAUAUUCUGACUCCAACACUAGAAAUCGUGAGACCCAAUGCUGAAGGCUUAGAGGUUUUGAACGAAAGUGACUUGGAACGAUGUGCAGAACCACGAUAUUUAAGAAAAUCCGCUUCUCUCCGAGUUCCACAUGUUUGUCGUCACGAAAAUCUUAGACAACGCAGAGAAAGUUCGUCUUUAAAAAAUGGAAAUUUAAUGAAAGGAGAGAACCUUGUGCAAGCAGUAGCAUACUUGAGACGCAAAUCAUCUGUUAUGGAUCGACGAAUGUCAAUGAAAUAA
Messenger RNA from Auanema sp. JU1783, 2277 nucleotides. The record is from the annotation of a GenBank genome assembly. NCBI's taxonomy places the organism in Eukaryota, Metazoa, Nematoda, Chromadorea, Rhabditida, Rhabditidae.